Myotis lucifugus (little brown bat) is the source of this 2124-nucleotide messenger RNA. RefSeq names its product E74 like ETS transcription factor 5 (gene ELF5). The coding region runs from base 117 to 884 and encodes 255 amino acids. The transcript is spliced from 7 exons. The record is from RefSeq and is a predicted model, not a curated record. Gene Ontology annotation, molecular function: DNA-binding transcription factor activity, RNA polymerase II-specific; sequence-specific DNA binding. Gene Ontology annotation, cellular component: nucleus. Gene Ontology annotation, biological process: regulation of transcription by RNA polymerase II; cell differentiation. Lineage: Eukaryota; Metazoa; Chordata; Mammalia; Chiroptera; Vespertilionidae.
UAUAUCACAAGGCUACAGGUGCCUUUAUUUCCACCGGGCGCUGGUGCCGGGAGCACCUGCCUUCUCUUGCCUUGAAAGCCUCCUCUUUGGACCUAGUCAGCGCUGCCCUCACGGUGAUGUUGGAUUCAGUGACACACAGCACCUACCUGCCCAAUGCGUCCUUCUGCGACCCCCUGAUGUCCUGGACUGACCUGUUUAGCAAUGAAGAGUAUUAUCCUGCCUUCGAGCACCAGACGGCCUGCGACUCCUACUGGACAUCCGUCCACCCCGAGUACUGGACGAAGCGCCACGUCUGGGAAUGGAUCCAGUUCUGCUGCGACCAGUACAAGCUGGACACCAACUGCAUCUCCUUCUGCCACUUCAACGUCAGCGGCCUGCAGCUGUGCAGCAUGACCCAGGAGGAGUUCGUGGAGGCGGGGGGCAUCUGCGGGGAGUACCUGUACUUCAUCCUCCAGAACAUCCGCUCCCAAGGUUACUCCUUCUUCAAUGAUGCUGAAGAGACCAAGGCCGGCAUCAAAGACUAUGCUGAUUCCAGUUGCCUGAAAACAAGUGGCAUCAAAAGUCAAGACUGUCACAGUCACAAUCGAACGAGCCUCCAAAGUUCUCACCUCUGGGAAUUUGUGCGCGACCUGCUCCUGUCUCCCGAAGAAAACUGCGGCAUCCUGGAGUGGGAAGACAGGGAGCAGGGCAUUUUCCGGGUGGUGAAAUCCGAGGCCCUGGCAAAGAUGUGGGGACAAAGGAAGAAAAACGACAGAAUGACGUACGAGAAGUUGAGCAGAGCUCUGAGGUACUACUAUAAAACGGGAAUUCUGGAACGGGUCGACCGAAGGUUAGUGUACAAAUUUGGAAAAAACGCACACGGGUGGCAGGAAGACAAGCUAUGACCGGCUCCAUCGUCUGGCUCCUGCUGAUGGAUCUCUGAAAGCAAUCACGUCGCAAUAGACAUUUGCAAGUCUUGUUUUUCGGUUUGUUUGUUUUUUAAACGUGCAAACGUGCUGAUAAAGUUUCUCCACAUCUCCGCUUACAUUUGGAUUCAGAGUUGUUGUUGUCUCCUCACGGGUGAUGGCAGCAACUCUUAAGAAAUCCCGCUGCUUUUUUUUUUAACCAAGGGGGGGGGGACCUUUCCUGGUACCUUGAGCAAACAUGGCUUCCCUAUUCGAGAGGCACAGAACCUCAGCAGCCAGAGGCACGGGUGCAGCUCAGAGGAAAGGACCCAGCUCUGCCUUUAGACCCACCCGGUGCUCCCAUCCCCAAAGCUCCAAAGUUCCCACACACUUAGCUGUGGCAACUCACAAAGGGAAGAAGUGAUUCGUUCGUAUUUAAUGUAACAGGAAGGGGUGACGUGCUAAGACAAACAUACUGUAGGUUUUACAUCGUUAAAAUAAAAUCCCAUAGAAAAGCUUCUUAAUUAGUGGAAGGGCUAAGCCAUCCAGCUGAGCAUAGGUUAACAAGACGUUUCUCAACCAGCACAUCUUCAUGACCACUCAUCAACACUCCCACGGCUUCCUUACCGAAUAACACACUAACCAUUAGACACAUUCUUCAUUCUUGCUGAGUUUAUUUCCCUUUUCUCCUGCUUGGGGGGGGGGGGGGGCAUCCGACAGGCAAAGGCACUUGCAUCAAUUUCCAAAUCACGGCUGUUUCUAUGACUCAAGCUGUCAACACGAUGAAAUCAUAAUUCGUUGAUUCUGUCCGUGCCCAAUGGAAAUGUCCUGACAGCUCAGUCACAGCCAAUGAAAUUGAGUCUCUUCUGUGUUGCCUUCCUACCUGAUGUGUCCUCAAGCUCCAAAACAUAUUUCCUUGACAGAAAUGGCGACCAAACGCUCACAGGUUACAGGGUGCACUGACAGUCUCAUGGGCCACUGGUAGGGAUGCCAUUAAUGACCUCCAACUAGGUGGACGGCCGGGACUUCUAUGCCACCAGAGCAGGAAGCUUCGUGUGGCGAGGCACUGCACACCACAGUCCUGUGCUGAGGACCUCCAUGCUUAGAGUUUAACUUCAAAAGCAACUUGUGUGAGCCCAGCCAGAGUGGCUCAGUUCGUUGAGUGUUGUCCUGUGCACCUAAAGGUCACCAGUUCAAUUCCAAGUUAGGGCACAUAACAGGGUUUCAGGUUCCAUCUCCG